This is a messenger RNA of Moneuplotes crassus, 598 nucleotides long. The record is from the annotation of a GenBank genome assembly. NCBI's taxonomy places the organism in Eukaryota, Ciliophora, Spirotrichea, Euplotida, Euplotidae.
UCAUAAUGCACAAUCUGAGCGAGGAGAGUUCGAGUCUUAGUGAUGAGUUCAUGGACGUUCCUUCCAGUCAAAUAAAGGAUAAAUAAAGACAUUCAGAACGUAGGUUUAAAAUUGUGCCGAAGAAUUCAUAAAAUAAAAUAAGUUCAAGAAAAAAGGGGUAAUCCAAGCCAUCGAUGCUUACUUCAACGAGUACAUUGAGGAUACUCCUAAGAAACUUCCCAAGAUCCGAAGAGUUAAAAUACAGCCCAAGAAGACCAAGAAGAGAUGAAGCCUAGUGUCUAAGAGGCCAAGAGUCAAGGACUUUAUUCAAGGAAAAUUGAAGAAGAAAUUCGGCCUCCUCAAAAUUGAUAGAAAUAAAUAAGCUCUUGAAAGAUUUCGAUAAAAGUUUGAAAAACAAGUUAAAGAACGAAAAAUUGAGCCAGUCACCUUUGCAUAAGUCAAAUCAGGGAGGAAUGAGCUUGAACCCAGGGGGUCUUAACCUCUCAAACACCCUAGAAAUUAACAAGCCGAGGCACAGUUCGGUAAUAAAAAGAACAGAAUGUUCCUAUUGAAAAGAAAUGAAUAAGUCUGAUGAGAUUUCUCAUCGAUCUUCUUAGGA